AUGGCUACUACAAACAGCGGACAAGAAACCGAAAAGGUUAACACUAACAUUGUUACCCUCACCCGCUUCCUCACUGAGGAGCAGGCCAAGCACCCAGAGGCCACUGGUGACUUCACUCUAUUGUGUCACGCUCUCCAGUUCUCCUUCAAGUCAAUUGCCUACUACAUUCGACGCGCUACCCUAGUCAACCUUACCGGUCUGGCUGGUUCUUCCAACAUCACCGGCGACGACCAGAAGAAGCUCGAUGUCAUCUCCAAUGACCUCUUCAUUGAGGCCAUGCGCUCAUCAGGCAAGUGUGCGCUCCUCGUCUCUGAGGAGGAGGACGAGAUCAUUUACUUCAAGGAUGCUCAUGACGCUCACUACGCCGUCGCUUGCGAUCCCAUUGACGGAUCCUCCAACUUGGACGCCGGUGUCUCAGUCGGUACCAUUUUCGCUAUUCAUAAGCUCCCCGAGGGCUCCAAGGGUGUCAAGGAGGAUAUCCUCAAGCCCGGUACUGAGCUGCUCGCUGCUGGUUUCACCAUGUACGGCGCCUCUGCUCAGCUUGUCAUCACCAUGCGCGGUGGAACCGUCAACGGGUUCACUCUUGACAACGGAGUUGGCGAGUUCAUUCUGUCUCACCCCGACAUGCGCCUCCCCAAGUCGCGCGCCAUCUACUCCGCCAACGAGGGUAACUCUCUGUACUGGGAGGACAAGACCAUCAACUACUUCAACUCUCUAAAGCAAGCUCAAGAGGACGGCAAGCCCUAUAGCUCGCGAUACAUCGGUUCCAUGGUUGCCGACGCUUACCGAACUCUCCUCUACGGAGGUAUCUUUGCUUACCCCGCCGACAAGAAGAGCCCCAAGGGCAAGCUCCGUAUUCUGUACGAGUGCGCGCCCAUGGCUCUCAUCUUUGAGAAUGCCGGUGGUCAAGCUGUCGACAGCAAGAUGAACCGUAUGCUCGAGGUGGUACCCGAGCACAUCCACGACAAGGCCGGUAUCUUCAUGGGUAGCUACGACGAGGUUGAGAAGGUGAAGAAGUUCCACAACUAA
This is a messenger RNA of Fusarium subglutinans, 1029 nucleotides long. RefSeq names its product FBP1-fructose-1 6-bisphosphatase. Gene Ontology annotation, molecular function: fructose 1,6-bisphosphate 1-phosphatase activity. Gene Ontology annotation, cellular component: cytoplasm; cytosol. The transcript is spliced from 3 exons. Lineage: Eukaryota; Fungi; Ascomycota; Sordariomycetes; Hypocreales; Nectriaceae. The record is from RefSeq and is a predicted model, not a curated record. Gene Ontology annotation, biological process: sucrose biosynthetic process; gluconeogenesis; fructose 1,6-bisphosphate metabolic process. Bases 1 to 1029 code for a protein of 342 amino acids.